Messenger RNA from Hyalella azteca, 4884 nucleotides. RefSeq names its product protein Wnt-4. The transcript has 9 exons. Gene Ontology annotation, molecular function: frizzled binding; cytokine activity. Bases 201 to 2138 code for a protein of 645 amino acids. Gene Ontology annotation, cellular component: extracellular region. The record is from RefSeq and is a predicted model, not a curated record. NCBI's taxonomy places the organism in Eukaryota, Metazoa, Arthropoda, Malacostraca, Amphipoda, Hyalellidae. Gene Ontology annotation, biological process: cell fate commitment; multicellular organism development; neuron differentiation.
CGCGCUUAAAAGGUGGUUGUGUGAACCUGCGUACCCGAGUUCCCUUCGCUGGACCCCUCAAAUUCUGUACCAAGCGUCGAACUUACAGGAUUUGACGUUCGUAAAUAUGAACUAAUAUACAGACAUAAUUUUGAAAAUUCAUUGGACGGUGAACUUUAAAUUCACGACGUACGCGUCAUAGAUAGUUUUGUCACUAUGAGAUGUGUUGUAAGCUCAGGUGCUUGAGAAUGGCGAGGCUUGGACAAGGUAUGUGUUCGACACGAAGCUCGUUUGUAGUGCACAACCGGCGUGAGUGCCGGCUGGUGACAGCGGCUGUAGGACGGCCCCACACGACGCUGCUAACAACCUCAUGGAAAUGUCAGAAGCUUGCACUGAUGCUGGCACUGCUUACGGCCCUCACUCCCACCGCGUCAGCUAUCCAGUGGUUGGCGGUGUCGCAGAUGUCGAGCCUGGCGUCAGUGCCCCAGCACGCGGGCAUCUGCAAGGGCCUGAAGGGCACGCUGGUGCCCCAGCAGGUGCAGUUCUGCCGCGAGAAUCCUUUCUUCAUGGAGGCUGUCAAGCUGGGCGCGCUGGAAGCCAUCAAUGAAUGUCAGUUCCAGUUCCGCACGCAGCGCUGGAACUGCUCUGCUCUCGCCGCUGCCAACGGCAACCCUUACUUUCCGUUGCCUCGAAAUGUGCGGAACGACGUGAUGCAAAUGGAUGAGAACGACAGAAAUAUCAGCGGCGCUCGCAGCCCCAAUGAAUAUAAUAAACUACACUCUGCUUCCAACAGAGGCCCAAACACCAAAAAGAAGAGACAGUCUCCUAUGGCGGCAAAAUUGAAAUCCGGUCCGAUUGACCCGUAUAACAAAAACAGUCAAAACAGGAACUCAUACGGCACUCAUCAUUAUGCACAACAACAUGGCAAUAGCUAUAACUAUAACAACAAGUUUUCUUAUAACGUCAAACGUGAGGAACAGUUCUAUGCCAGUGGCGUCAACAGAGCUGCUGAGAGCCUCAAAGCCGUUCCAACAGACGUCUUGGAUCAUCGCUACAACGAUGUAACUGACGCCACGAUUGCAUACAACAGCAACAGUAACAACAGAUCCGUGCUGUCUCCGUCUGACGUCAUCAUUCCUGACGUAUCGACGUCUACUUCUCGCAGUCCCAGCCUCAGCACCUACACCGAUGGACCUCUCGAGCGACCGGACGAACCGUCGCGUGUGGAAGAUGAUGAAGAAGACCGACGUCGACGCAAGCGGCCGCGUCGAAAAGACAAGAAGAAUCGACGUACGUCGGAUAACCGGAAAGACAAGAAAGUUUCAUCUUCCCUCGUUCCCUUUCCGUUCCCUGUCGUGCCACGAGGCACGAGGGAGUCUGCGUUUGUGCACGCCAUCGCGUCGGCGGGCGUCGCGCACGCCAUCACGCUGCGGUGCUCGUCAGGGGCGCUCGACGACUGCGGGUGCGACCACUCUGUCAAGGGACAGACCGCCGAGGGCUUCCAGUGGUCGGGCUGUUCCCACAACAUCGCUUACGGAGUGUCGCUCAGCAAGCGGUUCGUGGACGCGCGCGACAAGAAGAAGGUGCAGCGCGCACAGCAAGCCAUGCGCCGUCAGCCGCGGUCCACAGGCAAGCGCAACCGCGUGGCCCGCGCGCUCAUCAACCUACACAACAACGAGGCCGGGCGCCAGCUACUACAGCAGGACAUGCGUGUUGGCUGCAAGUGUCAUGGCGUCUCCGGCUCUUGUGAGCUCAAGACUUGCUGGCGGCAGAUGCCCGCAUUCAGAGAGGUCGGCGAGCUACUGAAGGAGAAGUUCGAUGGCGCCACGGAAGUGAAGCUGAAGACUGUCGCGGGUCGCCUGAAGCUGAUCCCUAACAAGCAGCUCUUCAAGUCCUUGGCUGAGGAUGACCUCGUCUUCGGGGCGUCGUCUCCCGAGUAUUGCGACUUCGACCCUUCAGGAGGAUCCCUCGGCACCCACGGCCGCGUCUGCAACAAGACGUCAGGAGGAGUGGACAGCUGUGACCGCCUGUGCUGUGACCGCGGCUACACCAGCAGCCAGCAGCUGGUGCAGGAGAGAUGCUCAUGCAAGUUCCACUGGUGCUGCUACGUCGAGUGUCGCACCUGCCUGAAGGAGGUCACUGUGCACACCUGCAAUUGAAAUUUCUCUUGCAUUGAAAAAAUUAUUGCUUUUGAAAAUCGAAUCGCCUGAGAUAACUCUUGAGGAGUUGCUAAUUAAAAGUUCUUGGAACACCAUAAAGAUGCUAGGCGGUGCGUCGAUCAUACCGUUCAUCUGUUGCGACCACUUAGCAUCACUCAGAACAUAAGUUUUCUGUAAUUUUAUUGGUUACAUUGACUAAUUGAUUGAAGGCGCACACGAAAAAAUUUGAACACCUGUUGUCCACCAAUCGUGAGAGACUUGUGACCCGGUCAGUGAGAUGCACGGAGGAACAGCUACUUCUAUGCAUGCUGGAUGCUUAGAUUUUUAUCGACUGAACGUUGAUAAUCUUUUUUACUUUUGGAUCAACGUAAAGAUCAGCUUUUGUUGUCAAGUGUACGGAGGUGCACUGCUGCAUAUAAGGAAGCGUUAAGACGAACCGAAGGUAUUUGAACGACGUGGAUGUACUUUUUGAUGUUAAAAGUACGAAUGUAAACAUUCACGUUUGUUUGCAACGAUCUAUAGAACAAUCUUAGGCUUGUAAAAUCUCUAUUUUGAGACCAAAAUCGAGUUAAAUAAUGCAGCUCAUGUGCCGUAUUUAUUGUAGCAACUAACAACGCUUCACACGCGAAUGUUGCAUUCGGAUAUUCGUUUAUGCAGCCCAUCUUGUAAACCACAUUUCGGUGUUCUGAUAAUCAUGUCCCCAUGACUGAAGUUUUCUUAUGAAUUUUAAGGAUUUGUAUUUGUUAUUGUAAAUUGCAAUGUUCUUCUUAAGUACUUAUUGCAAUUGGCUCGUUAAUGAGACUAUGUCUUACGAGCAUUAUUGAUACUUAAUUAAUGUCUCUGUCAUUCAAGUUUUUGAAAGCGACAUUUUUGUUUCUCUUUGGUCGUUCAAGCGCAAGAAAUAAUCACACGAAAAAUAUUUCGUGAGCUUUAGUUUGUUCAGUAGAACUCAACUUGGUGUUUACUUCCUGCUCUAAUAACAUUAACUUGAAUCUCAAAAUAGAACUUUUGUGGCACGUUCGUGUAGAUACGCAAGUUCUCAUGCGUAAGUUCUUAUUCAGUACGAUGAUUUACCAGAUAAUAAUGAUGACCUUUUGCCUUUCCGGAACUCAGGACAAUGUCAACGCGUAUACGAAAUUUGCCUCAUAAAUGUAUAUUUCUUUUUCUGAAUAACCAUUUUAUUCAUGAAGAUGUGAAUGAGAUGCAGCAUCGUACGCACUAGUUUCUUCUCACUAGAUUCAUAUUUGAUCGUUUCGUGUACAGGAAUAGUAACAGUUAUACUGGAUACAUUAAUUAAUUGUCACUUUAGCAUAAGACUUAUUGCAUUUAUAGCUGUUUGGAUAACGACUGUACAAAUUUAAUUUUACUUCUCGGAAUAAAUUGUUAGAAAUAUGGCAAUGAGCCAUUUAGAUCUGCGAAAAGUAGGAUCAUAGAAUUUAACAAAGUAGAAUUACAGAUAUAAUGUAUGUUGGGUAUUCGUCUUGUAUUGAAAUUCGCCAUUUCCUGAACGGCUUUAGCGGAGAAAAAAAUCAACUUAGAAUGAAAAGUAAUUUCAACGCAUAUUUGUUUUGAGGACAGACUUCACCUAACUAUACAUUUUCGAGUCGUAGUGUAGAUAGCAAUAAGCUGAGAUAGCCCAUGUCAACUUCGUCCUAGAUUACGCUCCAUGCCUAAAACCAUUAAGCGAAGGCACGUCCGUCCUCCUAAUAUUGGCUUCUUGAUUCUCCUCAAGUCAGUGAGUUCUUGUGGAAGAAAAUGAUCACAUGCUUAUCGUUGAUGAUAAAGUUCACAUAUCUACACUUCCUAUUCAGGCUCCUAAGAUUAUGCUAAUGUGUUUAACACGUACACGGCCAGCAGUUAGAGAUCCGUGCAACCGUCAUUUGGAGGAGGAUUGAAUUAACAUUAUUAUGUUAGUGAAGAAAAUACACGUGCGCAGACAUAUAUAUUUUACGUAGGAACAACACGAUAAUAUCUGCUGUUAAAUUGGACACUUCUCAUAAAAUUAUCCUCGAUACAAUUGUCAACUCACUAUUAUUAUAGGUAUAUUCGUUCAUAUCUGUGUAGGGUCUUUGUACAUAUAAACUGGUCUGAAUUAUUGUAAGGCAGCUUCCAAUCUCUGUCGUAACGAUAAAAACUAUUUCUAUGAGACACGAAUAUAACUUAGUUAGAAUAAACCACUUAUUUCAUCUUACGCUCUAGUGCUCGUAAACAAACAAGAAGUGUUAUCGUAUUCCAAAUAGGAAUUAAGCAGAUUCCAAAUCUAUUGAAAAAUGUAUUUCACCUUGCAACUCCCCAACUAUUUAGUUUCGACUAAAUUUCUCUAAAGGUCAUUAUAAGCCCAUGAUACAUUUUUUGAUGCCAUUUAUCAAUUACUUACUUAAUAGUAUAUGUUAUAAAAUGAACAGGGUCAAAAUUUCAAAUGUAACAGGCAGCAAAUGGCAUUUUAUUUGUACUUGUAACAAGCAAUAUCUGUUGAAGUGAAUGCCGAUCUCCUCCAUGGCUCGUUGCAUUCUAUAAGCUUUGUCUGAAAUCUACGCUAUCUCACGUAUACAGCAUGGAGCAAACCUCCUUCAUUUAUCGUAUAUUUUUUGGCGCAUAAGUUGUGUUUGAUGUCUGUAAAUAUAUUAUUGCUAGAGUGUAAUUAAAUUUACUUAGAAAAUUUUGUAAAUAAUCAUUCAUCUCAUUAUCUAAUUUCGAAUAUCACUUGCGAUUUCUUUGUGCUUUAACGACAAAUCGAGCAAACAAA